Messenger RNA from Porites lobata, 2050 nucleotides. Lineage: Eukaryota; Metazoa; Cnidaria; Anthozoa; Scleractinia; Poritidae. The record is from the annotation of a GenBank genome assembly.
AUGGCAGCGCCUUCGACUUCGAGCGAGGCUUGCAAGUCACGAGCUAAAACUGCAAAUAGUGAAUGCAGGAGUCUUCUGCAUACUCUUCUCGUCUCUUGUACCGUUGCAAUUCUCGAUUUAUUGCGUUCAUCUGCCGCUAAAAGCCAAUUUUAAGCCUUUAUUAGUUAAUUUAAUUUUAUUAAACUGCGUGUGUUGUUAUGCUUCCCUUUAGUUCAGUAAUGUUUUGGACUCAUGAUUAUGAAGCCAUUCUAUGCAGAGAAGUCGUCAAUGUAAAUCCCUACACAACUAAGAAAGGGUCAACACAAAGAAGCAGAAUGUGGGGAAAAAUAGCAGACACCUUGAACAAAUGCACUGUGCCGAAAUUCACGGUUGAUAAGCGCUUACAAGGUUAAGCACCAAACAGUGCCAGGUUACUUUGAAAACAUUGUCAAAAGAAAUGAUUUAAAGCCAUACAGCCUCCGAAACUCAGACUUUAUCCUUCCAAGAUACAAUACUGUAAAGUAUGGAAGGCACUCCAUCAGAUACUUGGGCCCAUUGUUAUGGUCCAAGUUGUCCAGCUCUGAGAGAAAUGCACCAACUCUGAAAGACUUCAAACGAAUGGUAAACUGUAGAGAUAUCUCCGCAUUGGACAACAGUAGCUGUGCCUCUUGCUAUUUAUGUAAUACCUAAUAUGAUAUGUAAAUUUUCACGAUAAAUGUUCUUAAAUUCUAUAUGAUUAAUUUGAUAUAAAUUGUACAUAUUUUUAGGAAUUUUAGAUUCUUAAGUCUUAAUUAUGAUAAUUUUACUUUAUUUUAAUUAGCUUUUGAUUUAGUGUCCCCAAUUAGUACUGUAAUGUACUAGAAUUUUAUGACACUUGAAUAAAGGUUUCAUCAUCAUCAUCAUCAGUCCGAGACCCCGUGGGAAUCCUUGUUUACAAGCAUAAGAAGAAACUUCUAGAGCAGGAAAAAGCAACUGGGAUAACUCCCGAUGAGCCAACGGAACUAGAAAACCUAUUGGAUAUGAUCAUCGCGUUGGAGGAAAGUGGCGAAGCAGAAUUACAGGAAACACAGAGAACAGCUAGCAAAAAACGUCAAUACGUUCGGUCUAAAGCGGAAGAUGUUAGACUAAAAGCCAUGGAGAAGCUGUCAGAGACGAAGAAAAGAGGUUCAUCAGCGGAUGAAAGCAAUGACAAACCGAAGCGUCAACGAAGAAGUGGAGGUGAUGCUAUUAAACAAAGCACAAACAAAGCAUUUCUUGGCCUUUCUUAAAUGAUGCCAUGGCUAUUUCUGCAAAAGAAUUGCCGAAGAAUCACACUGAUAAAGAGCAGUUUGCAGCCGCGUCGUGUUGCAUCGCGACGGAGAUCUUAACUUUACUUUUCGCGCACAAACGACGGCGUUUUACUGUUCCAGUCCUUUAUCAGCCACCACGUUCUAGAAGUCGACGCGUCCCAGAUCUUAAAGUCCCUAAUGACUUAAAGAUAUGGCGACUACGUACCACUGAGUACGGUUGGACAUGUGCUGCCCAUUUCUGGAGUACUGGGUCGAGUACUGACCAUACGAUGCAAAAAAACGAAGUUAAGGUGAUCGACUACAUAGUGCAAACCACGGUAAAAGCAGCAGUGUCCAUUUUGCUAAGUUUGGAUUCAAUAUGUCUUUCCAAAAAAUUAGAGAUUCCCUUAUAUGUUGUUUGGCAGAUAAAGUAAUUGAUUAUGAAGAGUUUGUGCCAUUGUACAAUGCAUAUCAAUCAAAGAAUGCUGCCUAUCCGUACUGGGAAAACAAAGAUUUUUGUCUCAAUUCAUUGAGUUCGGACGAAUGUUUUGCUCAGAGUGAGCAAAGAAGAUCUUCUACGUUAAGCAGAGGCUUUACAAGUCCCGAGACGUUUCAGAUGUGCCCAAGGAACAGUUUGUAGUGGAUUGGAAGGACUCUGCAUCCUCCUGGAACGAUUAGCGUACCCCUGCAAGCUCUAUGACAUGGUUUAUCGAUUUGCACGUCCUGUUCCAGACUUUUGCACGCUUCACAACGUUGUGUUAGACUGGGUUUUUGACAACCAUUGCCAUCGACUUACAUUUUGA